CAGGUUUAUUACAUUUUAAUCUCCUAGGGUAGGACAUCAAUAAGGAUCAUCAUGAUACCUACGGCUCCACUCUAGAGUUACACAAGCCAUUCAAGUACCAGCUUUCGAUCUCCAUACUUCUGCGAGGGUACAUAACCCUCGUGGCUUCACUAUAUAUAUUGAACUGUAGGGUCAGUCGAUGUUCAAAAUCAUAACUACUAAUAAUCUCCAUUUACUCGACAAACAAGGACCCGGUUUUAUUCAUCCUUCAUAGCCACUUAAUUCGUCUAGAAAUGGCAUCUCUCUCAUCUCCGUCGCAUAUUGUUCCGAAAUCGGGGAAUACUCGAGAACUCCGCAAAUGCGCAUUCAAAGUACCAAACCAUAAGUCAUGCCCGGAGGAAUACAGAAUUCCUGGAUAUCUGGUGAAUCCAAAGCAUCUCGUUGAACUAUUACGAGAGAAAUUCAACAACAAUUACAAAGUUAAGCUUAGGAACGACAAUUAUCUCAUAUCUACUCCUGAAAGGCUUACACAGAACGACUUGAUUCGGUGUUACUAAGCUUCGAAACCCUUGCAUUCGCCAAACGUAUAUAUUAAUAGUAUUUUAACUUCAAUGUACUAGUCACGUAAAGAUGGCCGAAGAAUUACAACCAAAGAAAUAACAUUUAUGUCGCUUUUUAGACUUUGAUAUACGAGUUAGAAACACAGUACUAUUGAGUAGAACACGCCACAAUCUGAUCCAAUGAAUAUCUCUUGAUAUUGGCAAUUUGAAUUAUGAAAAGUUUUAGAUGGUGCUUGAUCGUCACCAGCCUUAUGCACCCAU
Molecule: messenger RNA, 800 nt
Organism: Daldinia decipiens
Lineage: Eukaryota; Fungi; Ascomycota; Sordariomycetes; Xylariales; Hypoxylaceae
Exons: 3
Coding region: 273-536 (87 amino acids)
Source: RefSeq, a predicted model, not a curated record